AUGGAUGCAAGGCCAUCUCGCCCGGACCGGCCGUAUCAGCGGACCUACAAGGCAUGCAUUCCCUGCCGGCAACGCAAGGCUAAGUGCGACCUGGGUGCGGGCCCAGAUGGCUUACCCAUCGGCCCACCUUGCGCACGUUGUCGCCGGGAAAUGCGAGAGUGUGUGUUCCCCGAGAAACGGGCUUGGGAAAGAUCCCGAAAACGUGCUCGAUCCGUCGAAGAAACCGAAGAGCAAAUUUCUCCACAUGCAGAACACUAUCUAUCUGAUGUGGCACCGGACACGGCUAGUGGAAGAUAUUCCCAAACCCACCAGUCGCCAACUCAGCAUGCUGGCACUAGUCCUUUCCAACCAGGUUGGGCACUCAACGGACAUUCAGCGUCCCUGCAACAUGAACAAAGCCCUAUAAACAUAAGCCCAAGACCCGGCAGGGAGUUAUUAAGCCAUGGGAAUCAUUCUUCACCCCAUGCUCCUAGCGAGCAUCGGCACCGGUCUAAUCCGAAUUUAGCGAGCUCUAUGAUGCGGACGGUCGUCGCCAGCGGAAAUGACGCCCUCAACAUCCUGUUCGAGGCAGCUACAGCACAAAGCCAAGAGGACAAUACCCACAAUGAGCCUAGCCCUUCCAUCGGAGACAUCCCAAAGAAUGGAAAUACCCAUGCGAAGGAGCGAAGUACUCCUCGGAAUUUUGAAAGCCCCAUACCCUUCGAGCCGGUUCCCAGAAACACGCGCCCGGUAGAUCUAGUAGAAGUGUCGCAAGAUACACUCCAAAUCUGGCAAGCUUGCCGCUUUGUCAGGAUGGGUUGGUUUACAGCUCGAGAGGCAGCGACGUUCAUUGAUUUAUUCUUUAAGAAUAUGUCCUGUUUAUCUCCUAUCCUCACUGACUUUUAUUCAAAUCACCGGAAUCAUUACACGCUCAUCACUCGCGAACCAGUUCUUUGUUGUACCAUCCUUAUGAUAUCGUCUCGCUAUCAUAUUCUCCCCGGGGCCGGGGGCGAAUCCAGAAACUUUUUCAUCCACCACCGUCUUUGGCAACAUUGCCAGCAGCUAACGAUGCGCUUGAUUUUUGGGCAAGAAAAGGCAACCAAAUCCAAGAUUCGUAGCCUUGGAACUGUGGAGGCCCUACUGUUAAUGGCCGAGUGGCAUCCUCGAUCACUACAUUUCCCGCCAGAAACGGAUGGCUGGGACGACGAUUUAAUCUCCGUGGGCCCAAAGCCCUUUGAGUCAACUGACUCGAACAAUGACUCCGCAAGCAGAUGGUUAGAAGAUAUGAUUGAGCCCUCGCGGAGGUCCGACCAAAUGUCUUGGAUGCUACUUGGAUGCGCUCUCUCCCUUGCACAUGAGCUCGGUCUCUUUGAGACCGAGGAGGACGACUCUGAGGAAGAGGAUCCGCAGUGGAAAGAGCAAAUAGCUCUCCGGCGGCAGAGGGUGCAACGCUUACUUUAUGUCUACAUAAAUCAACUUGCAUGGCGCAUUGGGUGUAUGUCGCCAAUCCCCCAGUCCCUCAACCACGCAGUUCUCGGUGGGCGAAAACCUCGAGGAUUAAGUCAGCCCGGUAGCACAUGGCUCACCUUCAUGGACUCAUGGAUUGAGCUUACCAAGUUGGCGCAAUCAGUCACUGAUAUGUUCUUUCCAUCUGCAAAAUUUGCCCGUCAGCAGCUUCAUAGUGGCCGGUAUAUUGGGCUCCUUGACCAUUUCCGGCCUCUCCUCAACCAAUGGAAAGACAAGUAUCUACACCCACACGUGCUUGAUAAAUCUUUCUACAAUGAUCUUUUUAUUGAAUAUCACUUUGUCCGCGUGUACACCCACUCCGUGGGUAUGCAGGCCGUGGUAGAGCGUGCCCUGGCAGAUGCAGACUCUAGCUUGGAUGAAGUACGACCGAUGACGAUCGAACAAACCGACUACGAAUACAUUCAAGAGGUCAUCGAUGGCUGCUGCCAGAUCUUACGCAAAGUCACGCAGCUUGCAGAAACCGGGGCAUUGCGGUUUUCUCCUGUGCGCAUCAUCUUGCGCGUUACCAGUGCAUCGAUCUUCUUAAUGAAAGCGCUCAGUCUAGGUACUCGUGAGGCAGUGCUUCGAGAGUCACUCGAGGUACUGGAGAAAAGCAUCAGUGCGCUCAAGUCCAAUGCCUUGGAUGACGUUCAUUUGAGUACCCGAUACGCCGCACUUCUGGACAUGCAUGUGUCCCGCCUACGUCGUAAUCUGUUGGCUUCCUCCAAGACUGUUAAGAAUAACCGAGGAGCUGCUAGUCGAUCUUCAAUGGGUCCUCCUGCUUGGCCCGAUACGAACGAUCGUGCCAACCAAGUCCAUACCCCGGCAUCCCAGGACUUGUCCUCGGAUUUAGCUUUCAUGCCGUCUCUAAACGAAAUGACAGAUGACUGGCUCUCGCUGCCUUUUGAUCCAUCAAUGGCACCCUUCGGGAUGUCUAGUGGUAGUCAAUUCCCCAUGUGCGAAGGCGGCGCCUUGGACUUUAUUUGGAAUUUACCGUCCUGA
Messenger RNA from Penicillium longicatenatum, 2487 nucleotides. RefSeq lists its product as uncharacterized. Gene Ontology annotation, molecular function: DNA-binding transcription factor activity, RNA polymerase II-specific; zinc ion binding. Gene Ontology annotation, biological process: aromatic amino acid catabolic process; positive regulation of transcription by RNA polymerase II. The record is from RefSeq and is a predicted model, not a curated record. Bases 1 to 2487 code for a protein of 828 amino acids. Gene Ontology annotation, cellular component: nucleus. Lineage: Eukaryota; Fungi; Ascomycota; Eurotiomycetes; Eurotiales; Aspergillaceae. The transcript is spliced from 3 exons.